GCUUUAGUAACUCUGGGAGAUAAACCAUCAUCAUUUGUGGGUUCAAAAAAAUGGAUUGGUUCUCAAGAAGUCAGUUAUUGCCUGAAUCAUUUUAUUGGAGUGACAUCCAAAAUAAUGUUUGUUAGUUCUGGUUCUGAGCUGGCAAAUAAGGGUAGAGAAUUAUCCAGUCAUUUCUCAACACAAGGUACUCCAAUUAUGAUAGGUGGUGGUAUGUUAGCUCAUACAAUACUUGGAGUGGAUUUUAACGAAAGUAGUGGGGAACUAAAAUUCCUGAUCCUAGAUCCACAUUACACUGGGUCCGAAGAUAUCAAUAUAAUUCAAAAUAAGGGUUGGUGUGGAUGGAAAGAUCCUUCUUUCUGGGAUGCUUCAGCAUUUUAUAAUUUAUGUAUGCCUCAACGUCCAAUAGAAAUCUAAAUUCACACUAGAGUCAAUAUAUAUUAAUGCACAAAUUUAUUUUUGUAAC
Messenger RNA from Centruroides sculpturatus (bark scorpion), 463 nucleotides. Its product is annotated as ufm1-specific protease 2-like. The transcript has 4 exons. The record is from RefSeq and is a predicted model, not a curated record. Bases 115 to 414 code for a protein of 99 amino acids. NCBI's taxonomy places the organism in Eukaryota, Metazoa, Arthropoda, Arachnida, Scorpiones, Buthidae.